Medioppia subpectinata is the source of this 2346-nucleotide messenger RNA. The record is from the annotation of a GenBank genome assembly. Lineage: Eukaryota; Metazoa; Arthropoda; Arachnida; Sarcoptiformes; Oppiidae.
AUGGAGUGGUGUAACGCUUACGGCCGAGUCUUCGGAGUCUAUAAUUGCGAGAAACCCUCAUUACUGGUGUCGGAUCCGGUGCUCAUCAAACAGAUAAUGGUGCAGAACUUUCACGCCUUCACUAAUAGAAGUAAUGCACUCGAGAACGAGAUGACCGGCAAAACGCUGAUUCACGCCAGGGAUGGCCAUUGGAAACGGCUCCGAAUGAUAGUGAGCCCCACCUUCACGUCCGGCAAAUUGAAACACAUGUGUCCACUCAUCGACGACUGUUGCGGCGACUUAUUGGCCGCACUCGACAGAGUGGUGUCCACCGGCGGUCAGCCACCAGUGGUGGAGCUCAAGCGACUGAUGAGCGCCUAUAGUAUAGAUGUGAUCAUCAGAACGGCGUUUGCCACCAAAACCAAUCUCUAUUCCGACCCAAACAACCCGUUCCUCACUAAAGCCGUACUCUAUGUAAACAAUCAAUUUUCAAUUAAAAUAUGGCAUAAAAUAUUGGCAAUGAUUUUACCCAUAUUUAUAACCGACACAUUUUGUUGGAAAUGGUUGAUAACCGGCGGCGAACCGCCGAUCACUACAUCCCUCAUCGCUAGUGCGCGGCGUUUAUUGGUUGAGCGCAAAACGUCGGCCCAAAAACACAACGAUUUCCUACAGUUGUUGAUCGACGCGACGGCAGUGGAGGACAACACCAACACUACCGCCACUACCGGUGCGGACACCGCCGGCGAUGCGCCCGAAGAGGACUUGAUUGCAGGGAAACGUGCGUUGAGUGGAGUCGUAGAGAAGAAGUUAACCGAAGAUGAAAUCCUCGCCCAAAGCGCCUUAUUUUUCACCGUUGGCUAUAAUAAUACGAGUACUACUCUGUCGUACUGUACGUAUGAAUUGGCACUCAAUCCCGAUAUUCAGGAUCGGUUGGUGGCGGAGAUCAGAGACGCGUUCAAUGAAAACACUGCGGACAUAGACUACGAAACCCUUCUCCGACUCCCACUCCUCGACGCCGUUAUAUCGGAAACCCUUCGCAGAUAUCCUCCGGUGAACCGCAUUAUAAGACAGGCGUCGGAAAACGUGGUGCUGACUAAUGAUGGCGACGGACAACGGGUUACGCUUGAGACAGGAUUUCUGGUUGAGAUACCGGUGUAUGCCUUACAUCACAACCCGGACUAUUUUCCCGACCCGUUUGCCUUCAAACCCGACCGCUUUUUGCCCGAAAAGCGUCAUCACAUCAAACCCUAUACAUACUUACCGUUCGGCUCCGGACCCCGUAAUUGCGUUGCAAUGCGCUUUGCGUUGCUUGAGCUCAAACUGACCAUGGUCAAAAUGAUGCAACGAUUCCGUUUCUAUCGGGUGCCCGACACGGAUGUGCCGCCAGUGUUGCUGAUCGGUCGGGAAGACUUACAGGCGAACAAAGUUGUUGUCGGUGUUUGUAAACGCUGCGACACCGGUUUUGGAUACCGAUUGGCUCUACGGCUAAAUGAGAUCGGGUUUCACGUAUACGCCGGAUGUCUGGACCCUCAGGGGUCAGGCGCUGAGGAAUUGCGGACAAAAUGCAAACACGAAUCAGCGAUGUGUGUACUGGAGCUGGACGUGACUCGAGACGACCACAUCGACCGGUGCUUUCAUUACAUUGCACUACAUCUGCAAACCCAUGGCUAUGAGUUGUGGUCAGUGGUUAACAAUGCAGGCGUUAUAAAGUUUGGUAACCUGGAGUGGGGCACUGUUGAUGAUUAUACCACGUUGUUCAACGUAAAUGUAAUUGGGGUGGUCCGGGUCACCAGGAAGUUCAUACCAUUUCUUAGACUAUCACGUGGCCGUAUAGUAAUAACCGCUAGUCUUGGGGGUCGGUUGGCGGCGGAUCUGAUGGGCGCUUACUGUAUGACCAAAGCGGCGAUCAUCUCAUUUUCGGACACAUUGCGGCGCGAAAUGCGCAAGUUUAACAUCUCGGUCACCACAAUUGAGCCUGGUGUAUUCAAAACAGGCAUGUUCUACAGCGCUCGACCCCUAUUGGAAAGCUCGUGGAGCCGUACGGAUGACGCUGUUAAGCGGGUCUACGGCCAGCCCUAUGUGGACGAGUUGUUACGGCACUAUACGGCCAAUAAAGGUGUGGCCGCCGACGCCGGCGAUGAUAUUGAUAUAGUGGUGAACGAUAUGGUGGCGGCAGUUGUCCGGCGCCGACCGGCCAGGUAUUACCGCCCCGUAAAGGGCCUGAUGCCCACUCUGGCGGCCCGGUUUGUAGCCCUAACCCCUCAUUGGCUGAUUGACUGGUAUUUCCAAUGGAUCGAUGAUUUGGUGCCGGCGGUUAUGACCGGGACAAGUGGGUCCGGUAUUGAUGAGGGUCAAAAAAUGCUCUAG